GUUCGUUAAUUUCAGAACAUCCUGUAGAGCGAUAAAUACAAGAAACCGGCGUCGCAUGAAGAGAUUGUGAAUUCAAGGGCGUGUACAUAUCGUAAAAUAGUGUUUUUGUUUCUUGCCUUCGCUAUGUCACUCCGUUCUUAGCUUCCAUCGAGAUUCACAUUUCCUCUUUGCCUUUUACAUAAAAAUCAUCGUGGGAAAAUGGGCCAACGUGUGUCAAGGACGGACUUUGAGUGGGUUUAUACGGAAGAGCCGCAUGCCUCGAGACGCAAAAUAAUUCUAGAGAAAUACCCACAGAUUAAAAAAUUGUUUGGAUCUGAUCCAAACUUUAAAUGGAUUGUAACUGGAAUGGUAUUAAUACAGUUUUUGUCAUUUUUCAUUGUCAAAGAUUUAAGUUAUCCAAAACUUUUGCUAUUAGCAUAUUGCUUUGGUGGUGUAAUAAAUCAUUCUCUUAUGCUUGCGAUACAUGAAAUUUCUCAUAAUCUUGCCUUUGGACAUGCCAGACCUAUGGCUAAUCGACUGUUUGGCUUUUUUGCAAAUUUGCCAAUAGGGUUACCGAUAUCUAUUAGUUUUAAAAAAUAUCAUCUUGAGCACCAUCGUUAUCAGGGAGAUGAGAAAUUAGAUACAGAUUUGCCAACGUUAUUAGAGGCAAAGUUGUUCAGUACAACCCUUGGGAAGUUCUGUUGGGUAUUGUUGCAACCAUUUUUCUAUGCAUUCCGACCUCUUGUAACAUAUCCAAAGAUACCAACUUCUUUGGAAUACAUCAAUUUAGUUAUACAAUUGACAUUUGAUGGUUGUGUAUGGUACUUUUUUGGUAAGUUUCAGAAUUUGCGUAUAAAUUGAGAUAG
Formica exsecta is the source of this 845-nucleotide messenger RNA. RefSeq names its product sphingolipid delta(4)-desaturase DES1-like. Gene Ontology annotation, molecular function: sphingolipid delta-4 desaturase activity. The record is from RefSeq and is a predicted model, not a curated record. The coding region runs from base 199 to 840 and encodes 213 amino acids. Gene Ontology annotation, biological process: ceramide biosynthetic process. Lineage: Eukaryota; Metazoa; Arthropoda; Insecta; Hymenoptera; Formicidae. The transcript is spliced from 4 exons.